AUGACUGAAGCCGAGCAGCCAAUAACAACAAAAGAAGUCGAAAACCAUCAGAACGACGCUCAGCCUUCUGAAGUCAACAACAACACUACUCCCAACAACGACGUGGAUGCUCCAGAAUCCAUGGAGACAUCGUGCAAUCUACGAAAGCGACGUCAAAGCGACGCUGUUCAUGAAUCCAUGGACUCAUCUGAUGCCAAACGACGUCGGCAAAGCGACGCUGGAGUCUACAAUCAGAAGCGACAUCGUCUAGAAGAAGUCGAACAUGUUGAUGAAGAAGCGCUUCAGAAUUCCACAAAAGUUCAGAAUGGGCACGGUGCGGAUUUUUCUGACCAUCACAAUGCUAAUGAUCUUCACCAUGAUGCUACAGACUUCAGUGGGGUUAAUCAAAAUUCUACUCAAGUUAAAAUGGGAGAUUCUGCGAAUUCUCACGAUAAAAUAGAGGAUUCUACCAAAGUUCACGAUGAAGUUCAUGACUCCAGUGAAGUCAAAGAAGGUCUGAAUUCUACAGAAGUCAAAACUUCACUUGAAUCUUCAAAUACUCACGAUGAAGUUCAUAACGUGAAUCAUGUAGCUUCUCAUGGCAUUCACACUUCUGAUGACGUUGAAGCCAUCAGAAGCAUCGGCCAGGAAACAGCCGAAAUUUUGAACAAGAAUGACGAAGACGAUGAUGAAGAAGAAGAUGCGGAUUCUAAGAAGGCUGAGGUCUCCACGAUCGGAAGUGCUCAAUCAUUGGAAGAGUUGGAAGCCCAAAAAGAAGCCGACGCUGAAGCCGCGGCUGACAUUCCAGAAGUCCAGAUCGUGAUUGAAUCCGUCGAAGAAACAGAAAUCAAACCUCCGACUUUAGAAGGCGAACCACCUCAGGUGGAGACUCACGAAGAAGUCGUCGUCACUUCACAGCCAGUAGCCAGCAAAGAAGAGAACAGCCAAGUCAGUGUGAUAUCCAUCGAGGAGGUUACCGUAGCUGUGAGUGGAGCGUACUGUAAUUGUUACUGUUUAGGUCCAACCACCAGCUGUCCUUAAUGCCGGACCACUUGACUCGCUAGCCGCGCCUCCAAUAUUGCCGAUCCAAACCGACGGAAUGGAGCCAGAAUUGCCAGAAGAUAUUGUAGAUGCUCCGAACGGUCAGUUCAAUGUGAAUGGGGAAGACCCACCAACAGAUGUUGUUCCUGGUGAAGCGAGUGAUAAGGAACCGUGAGUUGAUUUAGAUUUUAUUAUUGGGGCAGAAAUAUUUUUGUUUAUAUUUAUAAAUAAUAAAAUAAUAGAAAAUAUAUUAUUAGUAGCAAAUUGUUUUCUCAAAACGAAAUGUCAAAAAAUUGUGAGCGAAGUGUCAAAAUUAAAAAAAGUGAAAAACAUUUUUUUGGUCGUUUUUUUGUCUUUUUGUCCACAACUUGAUGUAUAAACCUUUUAUAUUGGUAUAAAAAGUAUUAGUGAGGUUUGUUGUUACCUAUUCUUUUACUUUUUAUUUGUUACUUAUCUUUAAAAAUCUUUUGCAACGAGCUAAACAACGUUUUAAUCCUCUGCUACUAUAAUAUAGGAGUAAUGCUUGAAAGUUUCAUUGCAGAAGUCUUUUAGAAGUUGAAAACUGGUAAAUUAUGGAAGAGUAGGAUAAAGUGAAUUCUAAAUUACUUUAAAUAUCACUUCUGAAGUCAAUUGAGGUGAUAUACAACAACGGGAGAAGAAAAAAACGACCGAAAAACUUUUUUUUAGUUUCAAAAUUUGGCUUUUUACUACAAGCUUUGUUGAAAACGUAUAAAUUAGAAGAUAGUAUAGUCACAUUUCAGGGUAGCUUUGCAAACAGACAACGCCACCAAGCCAUGUGGUGCUCAAGAUGAAGAUGUUCAAGCUCAAGCUGUCGCAGCUACAGAGAAUGCGAGUGAACCGUCUGGAGAGGCUUGUCAGCCGGCUGCUGAUAACGCCUAG
Messenger RNA from Bursaphelenchus okinawaensis, 1920 nucleotides. NCBI's taxonomy places the organism in Eukaryota, Metazoa, Nematoda, Chromadorea, Rhabditida, Aphelenchoididae. The record is from the annotation of a GenBank genome assembly.